Molecule: messenger RNA, 751 nt
Organism: Nerophis lumbriciformis (worm pipefish)
Lineage: Eukaryota; Metazoa; Chordata; Actinopteri; Syngnathiformes; Syngnathidae
Gene: xgb
Product: x globin
Molecular function (GO): oxygen binding; heme binding
Source: RefSeq, a predicted model, not a curated record
UGAUCAAACCAGCGUCCGUUACUCCGCCACCAGAUGAACAGGCAACACACACGCACACCCACACACCAGUCUCCCAACAAUUUAUAACUUCAUUAGAACCUUUUAGAGAACAAUAUAAUAUUUCUUUAUGAAGGAUGGGCUGUGCGAUAUCCGGCUUGGCGCAAAGUGCGGACUUGGGGGAGAAGAAGGUCCUGGAGGAAGGUUCACGUCUAAGUGAAGCUAGCAUUGAAAUGAUUAAAGAGUCGUGGAAAGUGAUCAAGGACGACAUCGCUAAAGUGGGCAUCAUCGUGUUCGUCAGGCUCUUCGAGACCCACCCUGAAUGCAAGAAUGUCUUCUUCCUGUUCCGAGACAUCAAGGACCUGGAGAGGCUGCGGACCAGCCGUGAACUGCGAGCACACGGACUGCGGGUGAUGUCGUUUAUUGAGAAAAGUGUGGCCAGGUUGGACCAGAUGGAAAGGCUGGAGGCUCUGGCUGUGAAUCUGGGGAGAAGCCAUUACCACUACAACGCCCCUCCUAAAUACUACAGCUACGUUGGAGUAGAAUUCAUCAGUGCUGUGCAGCCCAUCUUGAAGGAGAGGUGGACCACCGAGCUGGAGGAGGCUUGGAAGACCUUGUUUCAGUACGUGACCGGCUUGAUGCAGCAAGGCUACGAGGAGGAGAGCGAGCGCCACAACCAGGCGGCAGUCUCCCCAAAGGAGAGAGUGGACAAGCGGAACACGGCGCUUUGAGAAAACACAAAAUGUUAGUUACA